Monodelphis domestica (gray short-tailed opossum) is the source of this 2127-nucleotide messenger RNA. Lineage: Eukaryota; Metazoa; Chordata; Mammalia; Didelphimorphia; Didelphidae. The record is from RefSeq and is a predicted model, not a curated record.
ACCUUCCUUGCCUCAGUUUUCUCAACUAUAAAUGAAGACAAUAUAAUAAUAACAGCACCUAUCUCCCAAGGUUGUCUGAGAAUCAAAUGAGAUAUUUGUAAAGUGCUUAUUAUCAAGUAACUAGCACAUAGUAGGUACGAUAUAAAUGUAUCUCCUACUCCCCAAAUCCAACUCCCAACUAGGGUAGUGGCAGUAUCAAAGAAAAGGUUAAUUGGAGAGAUGCUGUAAAGAGGAAAUCAAGACUGGAUAUGGGAGAUGAAAGACAAUGAAGAGUUGACCACGAUGACAAGGUUGCUGCUAGCUUGGGGGACCAGGAGAAUAGUGAUGCCCUAGCCUAGGCAGCUAGGUGUUUAGUGGAUAGAGUACAGGGCCAGGAGUUAGAAAGACUAGGUGUCUCCUGGACAUCAGGCUGGAGAAGACCAAAGGGUAGAUAGGAAUUUGAGAUUGGAUGUUAGCAGAGCAACACCAAAGAAUUUGGGACAGGAUAGGUAACUCUGAGAUUCAUUAGUUCAGAGAUGAUGAUAAAAUCUAAGGAAGCUGAUGAGAUUACCAAAUAAAGUAGAAAAGAUGCCCCAAAACAGAACCCUGGGAACACCGAUAUCUGAAGGAGGAUCUGGCAAAAAGACAGAGUCCUAAAGGGCCAUUCGAAAGUCGGGAGCUUUGGACGACAGGGUCAACACCUCAGGGGUGACCUCCAAGGGCAAACUCUCCGGUCUCCCCUCUCCUCACUGCAGUGCCCCGCGUAAGGGCGGGCAGCUUAGAAGGGGAGGAACAGGCCAAGGAGCCCUUCACCUAGAUCCCAGUGACAGCCCAAGCAAAGGAUCCUAGGAGCACGAAAUUACAAUGUCUUUUAGCAGACUGGGGCUCCGUUUGGCUGUCUGUUUACUAAACAUUUCUGAAGCCAGAAGAAAAAACUUAGUUGAGAAAAUAGCAAAAGCUGCUCUUUUUGAAGAAAAUGGAAAAGAAUAUUCUGAAGUUACAGUGCUCAAUAUAUUUUCUGAUCAUGAUUACAACAGAUCAGUUAUUACAAUAGCAGCAACAAUUGAGAAGCUGGGCAGCGCUGUUCUUGCUACAUGUGUGGAAGCUUUCCAGGUGAUUGACAUGGAGGUUCAAGAAGGAAUUCACCCUUGCCUUGGAGCAGUGGACCUCAUUCCCAUUUACCCUCUUUCGGAGGUAGGAGUAGAAGAGUGUGGAAUGGUGGCCAGAAGCUUAGCUGAAAAGCUGACAAUUCAAGUGCCUGGUUGCAGUGUGUUUCUUUUUGGGGAAGCCGACCAACCGGAGAAACGAAGCCUUGUCCAAAGACGGAAGGAGCUGGGCUGGUUCUCAAGGAGGGAAUUCAGUUCUCUUAAACCUGAUAUAGGAACUACACCUAACAAAAGAUGUGGCUUGACAGGUAUUGGUGCCAGCCCAUAUGUGAUGAACUGCAAUGUGACGAUUGACUCUCAAGACUUAUCUACAGGAAAAACAAUUGCAAAUGCGAUCAGAGGCUCCAAUGUGGAUGGACUAAAGGGUGUUCAGGCUAUGGCUUUUCCCCAUGAUGGGAAAAUAGAAAUCGCAUGUAAUGUGGAGAGUUUUGAAGACCAAAAAACUCUAGCAAACACAAAAUAUGUGACAUAUUGUAUUCUUGGUCAUCGUUAUUCUUAUAUUUCCCCUCAAGCUCUAGAAACUCACAUUCAAAAAGUGGCUCAUGAUCAGGGAAUUGGCACUAUUGGGACAGCAUUGGUUGGCUUUACACCCCAGGAGUGUAAAGACUGUGCUGAAUAUGCUCUAAGGGAAAAGAUUGGAGAAUUCUGGAAGAAACGAGAGGGCAUUUUCAUGUGAAUCCAGCAAAUGCUCUCUUUGCAUUAAUGUAAAGCACCAGCCUCUACCAAAAUCUUUUCUUUAUUCAAUAAGGAUGAAAAGAAGAUGCACAGAGAUUGUGCUGCAGCCGUGAUAGAAAAAUUGUAUCUGUUACAGUAUUGACAAAAAUGGCCUUGAUUAUUAGAAACAUGUAGCUAGUAGCUAGUGUGAUAGUCAUGAAAAAUCUUGACAGAACUACCCCCCCAUCAAUCCUUGAAGAAGAAAAAAUGUAUCAUGUAUAGAAAUAUAAUCACCAAUUGAAAUGAAUAAAGGCAAAUAUAGAUUUUA